AUGCCGAUCUUUAGAAAUGCCAUUACUGUCAUAAUCCAUCCAAGUUUUCAAAAUCCAAAUCCAGUGGCAAACGACAUUUCACUUUCAAGACUUAUUUCACCAGUACCUUUGUCAAUAGCUGUCAAUGUCAUUCAACUACCAUCUCGUUCCGAUUCAACACGAUCUUUUGCUGGACAUCUUUUGACAGCUAGUGGAUUUGGAUGGAAUUUAUAUGAAUAUCCACGAUAUCUUCAUUUUACCCAUUUGGUAGGAAUUUCAGAUGCAACAUGUGCACAUCAUCAUUGGGUAUUCUUAAACACAAUGAUUUGUGCUGUUGGUGCUAAUCAUGCUAGCAGCACUUGUGGUGGAGAUUCAGUCUUAAACAUGCUAUUAAAUAUAGGCGGACCUUUAGUAUCAACAAGCGGUGGAAUUGACACUCUCAUAGGAGUAUCAACUUUUACUCAAACACUUCAAUGUGUCAAUGAUGUUCAAGGAUUCAUGCGAGUUGACAAAUAUUUAGAUUGGAUCAGUUUCUAUACCGGAAUUGUGAUUAGAAAUUAA
Messenger RNA from Clunio marinus, 540 nucleotides. NCBI's taxonomy places the organism in Eukaryota, Metazoa, Arthropoda, Insecta, Diptera, Chironomidae. The record is from the annotation of a GenBank genome assembly.